Cercospora beticola is the source of this 1144-nucleotide messenger RNA. RefSeq names its product 40S ribosomal protein eS1 (gene RPS1). The record is from RefSeq and is a predicted model, not a curated record. Gene Ontology annotation, cellular component: ribosome; cytosol. NCBI's taxonomy places the organism in Eukaryota, Fungi, Ascomycota, Dothideomycetes, Mycosphaerellales, Mycosphaerellaceae. Gene Ontology annotation, molecular function: structural constituent of ribosome. Gene Ontology annotation, biological process: translation.
UGAUGCCAAGCACUCGCACGCAGUUUUGGUUUGGGCGGAACAUUCGUCCUGACGACUUUGACGACACAGCCAGCCUACUAACCACCACAGCACCUGUUCUUUCACUCGACCGCGAAUAUGGCUGUCGGCAAGAACAAGAGACUGUCCAAGGGCAAGAAGGGCCUGAAGAAGCGUACCGACCCAUUCGCCCGCAAGGACUGGUUCAGCGUCAAGGCUCCGUCGACGUUCAACAUUCGCGAUGUCGGCAAGACCCUCGUGAACCGCUCCACUGGUCUCAAGAACGCCAACGAUGCGCUCAAGGGCCGUAUCUUCGAGGUCUCGCUCGCCGAUCUCCAGAAGGAUGAGGACCACGCUUUCCGCAAGGUUAAGCUGCGCGUCGACGAGGUCCAGGGCAAGAACUGCCUGACCAACUUCCACGGACUUGACUUCACUUCCGACAAGCUGCGCUCGCUCGUCCGCAAGUGGCAGACCCUCAUCGAGGCCAACGUUGUCGUCAAGACCACCGAUGACUACCUCCUCCGCCUCUUCUGCAUUGCCUUCACCAAGCGGAGACCAAACCAGAUCAAGAAGACCACCUACGCACGAUCUUCGCAAAUCCGCGCCAUCAGGAAGAAGAUGACGGAUAUCAUGCAGCGCGAGGCCCAGAGCUGCACUCUCAGCCAGCUCACCACCAAGCUGAUCCCAGAAGUGAUCGGCCGUGAGAUCGAGAAGAGCACUCAGGGCAUCUACCCUCUCCAGAACGUCCACGUCCGCAAGGUCAAGCUCCUCAAGUCGCCUAAGUUCGAUCUUGGUAACCUCCUCUCGCUCCACGGCGAGUCCUCCACCGAUGACGCUGGCCAGAAGGUCGAGGGUGCACGCGACUUCAAGGAGACGGUCUUGGAGUCUGUUUAAAGAGGUUAAAUGGGGCAUAUGAUGCUUUACGGUAACACAUGGGCAUUGGGCAGUGUGGCGACUUCACUUGUUUGCGAGUAGAACGGCGUUUGAGAGCAAGAGGGCCAUGGAGAUGAAAGAUGCAUGGGACAUCUAUACCAGCGCCACGUUAGGUCCUUACGCAAAAUCAGUGAAACGUUCAAAAUGUUCAAUGCCGAUGACCCUUGUUCUCUUUUCUUUCUGUAAAGCGUCGUGACUGAGGACUGUGCCUACA